UCCAGAAGGGAAUAUCUGUUGCAGCAGCUAGACAAGGUGCUCUCAGAUGACCGCUGUGCACACGUGACUAAACACCUGGCAGAGAUGAUCAUCCUGGAGCACAAGAUCACCAGUUCUCAGUUCACAAACUGGGAUGAUCGUUUUGAGCGUUUGGAGCGUCGGGUUGACGACCUGGCAGCUCAGCAGUCCAAGAUUUUGGAUGCUAUUCAGAGCUUGACUGCUCAGUUGUCAGCCGCCAAGCUAAUUGCCCCUCAGCUCCCUCUGAUCAAACCCAAACCUUCUCCUCCUUCUACACCUCCUUCAUCUUCCCCUGGAUCUGUGCAUUCUUCCCGGACACCAUCCCACUCCCAACAAGCCUCAGGCAAAGCCACCUAUGCUGCCGUUACUGCAGGAGAUAACAGAGGUCCCAAGAUCCCUGCUCCCAACAAGUUCAGGGGCGAUGACCCCAAGACCGAUGUUGGGGACUGGGCUGCUGGGACCAAAGCCUACUUGAGGGGCUUUGUCUGUCCAGAACAGACCAGGGUGGCCACUGUUCUGGGACUGCUGGAGGGACCUGCAUUGAAGUGGGCCACCUCCACCUCCAGCAGUCUGCAACAGUCCAUGAAGUACUGGGCUUUUGGGCUUGGGGUGGACAGACUUCUGCAGGCCCUGGAGGACCGAUUUGCAGACAAGGAGCGGGCCCGCAAGGCUGCUGACAGGAUUGCUCGCCUGGGGCAGCAGCGGUACAGCGGCACCCUGCAGGCCUUGUUUGCAGAAUUCGAGCAACUUACCUCCACCCCUGGGUUGGUCAUGUCAACCGAUGAUUUACUGACCAACUUCUGCAGGGCCGCGCCUGAGAAGUUUGUUGUUGCCCUGUACAGCGCUGGGCACAACGACUGGAGGUCCUUUGGUCGUGCAGCCCUGGAUAUGGAGGCAAAGCUUCAUGUUCAGGCCCCAUCCUUUGACAGGAGGAAAGGUGCCUUCCCUAGAGGUGGCAGAAAGGGAAAGGCAACCUUUACUCAUGCGGGAUCUGCAUCAGGUUCAGAUUCAGAUUCCCAGGCUGAUGCACCUUCAACUGGGACUGGACCUGCUGCUGAUACAGAUGUUGCAGCAGUCGUAACUCAAGCUGUUUUGGGAGUUCUGCAGCAGCAGAAGAGGUUCACCCCCACCACAGCCUCAGCCAGUGCCAAGGGGAAGGAAAAGGGACGGAACAGCGAGUUCAGAAUGUGCAUUGACUACAGGGGUCUCAACAAGAUCACUAGGAAAAGCACAGAGCCACUUUCUAGGAUCGAUGACCUACUGGAUAUGGUGCAGGGCUGCACAGUGUUCAGCAAAGUCGACCUCAAAUCUGACUACCACCAGAUUGAGAUGGCAGAGGAGGAUGUCUACAAGACAGCCUUCAAGACCAGGUAUGGGACUUACGAGUUCUUGGUCAUGCCAUUUGGACUUUGCAAUGCCCCAGGCACCUUCCAGACAGAGAUGCACCGCAUCUUCAGGCCUUACCUGGACAAGUUUAUGGUUGUCUACCUGGAUGAUAUGCUGGUAUUCAGCAAGACUGCCAGGGAACAUGCGAAGCACUUGGCUCUUGUCCUUCAGUCGUUACGUGACAGCCAAUAUAAGAUCAACAGAGAGAAGUCCUUCUUUGGAGUUCCCUCUGUUACCUAUCUGGGUCAUGUAAUCUCUGGAGAUGGUCUGGCUCCUGAAGCAGCCAAGAUUGUUGCUAUUCAGGAGUGGCCCCAACCACAGACAGUGAGGGAUGUCAGGUCCUUCAUGGGUCUAGCCUCAUACUACAGAAAGUUUGUCAGGAACUUUUCUGCAGUGGAUGCACCCCUGACCAACCUAACAAAGAAAGAUACUCCCUUUCUUUAGUCCCUUCCCUGUCAGUUGGCCUUCACACGACUCAAGAAGGCCUUGACUCGU
Molecule: messenger RNA, 1899 nt
Organism: Chara braunii
Lineage: Eukaryota; Viridiplantae; Streptophyta; Charophyceae; Charales; Characeae
Source: the annotation of a GenBank genome assembly